Messenger RNA from Ruditapes philippinarum (Manila clam), 2094 nucleotides. Its product is annotated as jerky protein homolog-like. NCBI's taxonomy places the organism in Eukaryota, Metazoa, Mollusca, Bivalvia, Venerida, Veneridae. Gene Ontology annotation, cellular component: nucleus. The record is from RefSeq and is a predicted model, not a curated record. Gene Ontology annotation, molecular function: DNA binding. Bases 1 to 2094 code for a protein of 697 amino acids. The transcript has a single exon.
AUGAGUCGCCAAAUUGGAUCAAAGAAGUAUCGUUCCUAUACUGUUGACACAUUGCAACAUGCAGUGAACCUAAUUCGGAGUAAAUCCAUGUCACUUAAUCAGGCAGCUGCAUCCUUUGGUAUUCCAAAGAGCACUCUAUCCGACAAAGUAAACCAGAAGACCGUAAUUGGUUGUAAAUGCGGCCCAGCUACCAUACUUACUGCAGAAGAAGAAUCUACUCUUGUAGAUUGGGCUCUACAUAUGGCCAAAGUUGGGUUUGGACGAACCCGUAAUGAAUUGUUAGACACAGUAAAGGUUAUACUGGAUAAAGAUGGUCGACCAAACCCAUUCAAAAAUAAUCGGCCGGGAAAAGACUGGUAUUAUGCAUUUGUUGAAAGGCAUCCUCAAUUAGGAGAACCAACACCACAACAACUUGCUAAAGAACGAGACAUUAUUACCCCAGCUAAGAUUGAAAGCUGGAUUCAGGAAUUCUGUAAUUUUAUGGCCGAGGAGGUAUCUGAUUCUUCCAUAUGGAACAAUCCCGCUCGCUGGUUUAACGCAGACGAGUCGGGAUUUCCAUUGUGUCCAAAAAGUGGUAAAGUUUUGUCGCCAAGGGGUGUUCCGAAUAUAUACAACUUCACUGCUUCUGAUAAAACACAAGUAACUGUAUUAGCAUGCAUGAGUGCGGCAGGUCAGUAUGUAAAACCUUUGAUUGUUUAUCCAGGUGUAAGGUUUAAUUAUAACCCUCUUGAAGGAUUUGCUGACGCUGUCUUUGGUAGGACAGAGUCCGGAUGGAUGGACUCUGAACUUUUUGUUACAUGGCUAACUGAGGUAUUUGAGCCUGCGCUGUCUGAAAGGGAAAUCAGAAGACCUGUAGUCCUGUUUGUAGAUGGUCAUUCUACACACUGCACAUUAGAGGCCUCCAAGUUUUGUAGAGAUCACGAAAUAAUCCUUUACUGCCUACUUGAGCAUGCGUCCCACCUGCUGCAACCUUGCGACCUGAAACUAUUCAGCUCACUGAAGGAUUCCUGGAAACAAGCAGUACGUGAUUUCCAAAUAGCCAACAUAGGAGAAUAUGUCACAAAACAAAAGUUUGCGGCCGUUUUUAAGCAAGCCUGGGAAAAGUCUACAACUGUUGAUAUAGCUGUAAAAGCCUUUCGUGACAGUGGACUUUUUCCAAUGAACCCAAAGAAGGUUUUAGGUACUAUUAAGAUGGAACCAAGUACAAUCUUUUCCAAGGCCGAUACAACAGAAGCUGCAGCAUCUUCCCAGGCAAGUCCAGCAGCUACAAAUAGAGGUGACAGCACCUCUGACAAAGUUGCCUCCGACCACCCACCUGAAACACUCGUGUCAGAUAAAAGUAGCAGCAGUUGUACAUCUAAAUCUGAAAGUCAUGUCACGCCUGAUUCUCAUGCAGACACCAUUCUUGCAACCAACUCCGUUGAGCGUGUUUCAGGUGAUAACUUACCUCAAGCAAUAGCACCUAUUAUGUCGUCACCUUCUCAAAACGUAUCACCAGCCUUCACAGAUGUGUUGAAAUUUCCAAAAGCAAAACAAUCUGCUUGCAAAAGUAAACAAAAGCGAAUACCACUCCCAAAAGCAAUAUCUGGUAAAAAGUUUCAUGAUCUGCUUGAACAAAGAAAACAAAUUAAACAGGAAGAAAAUGCUAAAAAAGAAGCAAGUAAAGUUAAAAGAGAGGAACGCAAGAAGGAGCGAGAGGAGCAGCUGAAACAAAAGCAAAAGGAUAAAGAAGAAAAGAAACUACAACGAGAACAGCAGAAGGAAGAACUAAAGAGAAAAAAACAAAUUGAAAAAUUAGAGCAAGAACUUAAAAAGAAACGGAAAUCAAAGGAUUCUGAUAUAGAUAGUACAGAUGAAGAAAAUGAAGCUAUUGAAAUCUCCCUUGCUGAUGAUGAAAUGGCCGAUGUAGAAACAAGUUUUUCUACCACCAAAUGCUAUUCUUGUGACCAGGCAUUUGAUGGAGACUCCGAAAACUGGAUUACAUGUCACAAAUGCCCACGUUGGUUACAUAGAGCUUGUGUGAAAACAAUUGAUUUGCUCUCAUUGUCUGAAUGUGAAAUUGCAGAUUUACAAUUUGAAUGUGACUACUGUUGA